CCACUGCUUCAAAACCACCAUAAAAAAAGAGACUUCACCACCACAACACAACCAGUGGACAAGUGGACUGAACAACCUCAGUCCUGGUGGUCAUCAGAGAGACAGAGGCUCCAGUCAGGGAUCCAGUCUGCAGCCCAAACCCUUCUCUCCACAGUCUCAGUGCAGGGAUGGAGCAGGACCUGGGGCUGAUAGGGAUAUACCCUCCUGUUCCUAUGAUAAAAACACCACAUUAUCAAUAAUUAACAGAACAGGGCACCCUGGGCUUCAGCCUUCACAGAGAGUAGUGGGAGACCCCUCUGGUGGGAGUCUAUCAGGAGGUCUGUCUUUCCCUUCAGGGUCUCAUCUUUAAUAUAAAUCCUUUCUGUUCAGUGUAAACACAAGUGGUCCGAGUAUGGAUAGCAAUGAGGUGAGGAACAUAGCAGAAACUGAUAUUUUGUUUGAAACUGCUGGCGAGUGAAGAUGACAGUGAGAAUGAGUGGGUUUCAGUGGCGAAAAAGGAAGGAAACAACAGAAGUAAAGUUGUCGAUUUAAUGAAGAAAUACACUUAAUCCACAAUCUCUCCCUCAUGUAAAUAUGUGGGAUACCCUUUAAGAGCCUACAUGCUAAAUAUUUGGUGUCAAGUGUUUGCAGACAGGAAGAGUAUCGAAUGCUAGUGGAGGUUAGAUGCUGUAAUUGAGGUGGCAAACAUGCACCCGGAUUGCCCUGUUAGAUUGAAUUGGACUGGAUUGCCCUGUUAGAUAGAAUUGAUAGAAUUGGACUGUCCAGCAUGUGUCCUACCUGGAGGUGGUGAGAAGAGUUGAAGGAACGAAUAGAGCUGUAGAUGCAAUGGUAGUAGAGCCUACAUCAGUGAAUGUGUGUGUAAAAAUGUGUGCUUUGUAGCAUUUAUUGCAAUGGUCAUCAACUGCACAGCACAAACGGAGAAGAAAUCAGACUAAAUUGGCAUCAUUUUAAGUGCAGCUGAACGUUUUUUGGGGGGCUCAGUGAUUUGACAGAAGAGGCAGUACAAGUAACCCUAUCAACGAAGAUACUGCCCUAACAGACUCCUGAGCCUGUGUCGGGAUGUGAUUUAAAUUGGAAUGUGACUGAAGGAGGGGGAGUUUUUUUACUUUUUACUUUGUAUAAUGUCGGUUUCAACCCGUAGUUUACCACCCAUACAGUAGGUGGCGGCAUGCACCUCUAACAGUUGUUUGCGAACCGUCAUAUCAAAGAAGUUAACGGAAGUGACCAGUUACCCAGAACAAUUUCCUCUUUUGAAUUUGUAUGGGUUAUUGAGAUGUUUAUUAACAUCAUUGAACUCACAAUAUUACUCAUUUAACUGGACAGUAACACAUACUAACCUCAGGUAGUCUUUAAUUCGCGUUGGAGACGGGACUUGGUUGAUUUAUGUUAUCUAAGUAAUGCUUGCUAGCUGCUAACAAUAAUGGCUAACAUUAAUUGUAUGGUUUUUCACACUCAAAUAGCCUCCGUCAUGGAGGUGCUAGCGAAUGCAGCUGUGGCAGAGAUCUGUAAACUCGUAGACGACGACUAUGCAGUGUUUCGUUUGGAAAUAACUCAAAGCCAGAAAGAAAACAGGGGAUUGCGGAGGAAACUACAGCUACUGGAACUGAAGGUGGCACGGGAGCGCGCAGAGAGGACAAUUCGAGAGCGUGUCCUCGCCAGUCGUCCCAGUAGUGUCAAAGUCGUCGACCGAUACAGAAUAGCAAGAGGUGAAGGACAUCUCACUGAAGGCUACAGAAGCAUUGUGAAGCCAGCGGGACAUAAUACAUGGGGAGAUGAUCAACCAAUCACUGUUGAUGAGGGGAGUGGAACCUCAACCCAGCAUGUUAUCGUGAUAGAGUCUGCAGACACAGAGGAUGCAGGUCCUGGGGUCAAGCAGGAGAGGACUGGAGGAGAGGAGGACCCACGACACAGCAGAGACAUCCAGACUGGAGCAGCGUCUGGAGUGGCGCCCCCUGUAGCCACAGAGGACCUAUCCACCGCCAUGGCGCCCCAGGCCAAGACACGGCACAGCACCACGGAGGAGGAGGAGGGUCCAGAGGUGCUGCUGGUGAAGGAGGAGGGGUGUGAGGAGGGUCUGGGGAACCCUGAGGGGAACAUGGUCAUGGAGGACAACCAGACUACACCUCCUCCUGAACCGGCAGAGGAACCAGCUGAGCAGCACAGAACCACACACAGCCUCACUGAGUCAGUAGACAUGGAGGAUGGGAAGCCUGAUCUGCUACUAGUCAAAGAGGAGACUAUAGAAGACGGAGCAGAGAGCAUUGACCUGCUGAGUGGACUAAAGAUGGGGGAGCAAGAUGGUUGGCUGGAGGCUAACAGAAGAGACUGGGCGGCCAUCUUGGAAUCCCAGACCCAGAUGGGUGCAGUCAAGGGCCCGGGGGACAACAUCACUGAGCAGGCCAGGACCAGAGGAGAAAUAGUGGAGGUCAGUGGAUGGGACAGCAUCUUCAACUCUGGGCUGGGGAACAACACUGUUAACUACAACCAGAAACAGACAGUCGAACACAAAACAACAACCGAACUUAGUCUCCAUGACAACAGACUGGCUGAGACCAGAGCGGGGCGUAGAUUUGGUCUGCAGGGAUGGGGAUGUGUCGGUUCGCGGCGGGAGAGAAUAGACACAGACUCGACUAGUGAUGCUCCGUCCUGCUCCUAUAGUUGUGAUUCAGAGAGACUGAUGGCACCUCAAGUUAACCCCCUAAAAGGUGCUGCCUUCAGCAUACCUUCUAUAGGAUCUAUCAACUGGAACAUGGACCCUGCGACAUCACAGACCCUCCCUGGCCUUCGUCCUCCUCACACUCUCCUAAUGUUAAACCAGACCUCAGACAAUGCCAGUGCCUCAACACUAAAUGGCUACACAAGCCCAUUGACAAAUGACAGUAGUAGUAACGCUAUCAAUAGAUCUGGUGGCAAAGAGAAGCGCUUCCCGUGUUCAUUCUGUGGGAAAGCCUUCAGUUUUCCCAAACAGGUGAAGAUCCACCAGAGGAUGCACACAGGGGAGAAACCUUUCAGCUGCCACCUGUGCCGGGCCAGUUUUUCAGACUCAUCCAACCUGAAGAGGCACCAGAGGGUCCACACAGGGGAGAAACCAUACAGCUGCCCUCAGUGUGAGAAGAGGUUCUCCCACCAGCACCAGCUGAAGAGGCACCUGAUGGUCCACACAGGAGAGAGGCCGUUCUCCUGUAUGCACUGCGGGAAGAGAUUCUCAGAGAGGAGCUACCUCAGAAUACACCAACAGAAAAUGCACACAACCCAUGUAAUGUAGUAUUAGCUAGUUUGUAGUUAAUUCUGUUGGUUUUCGAUGUAGUACAGAACUGGAUGAGGUAAAAUGAGUGUGAUGAGGAAGAGUAGAUGAUAUGGUGAUAGUUGGUGUCUGGAAAAAUGCUUCCCUGAUGAAAAGUGACAGCCUUGUCCCGUUUGAUGCCAGUGUUUUAUAAUGAGGCACUGAUUUUGCCUUCAUGUUUAUUAAUUUAGUGAAGCUGUGUGUAAUGUUGAACCUAUUUCAAGGCAUUCUAAAAUUCAUUUUAUCAAAGUGAGGGUACCUGAUUUACACAAAGGAUAAAGUGUUACCAUAGGGAGAAAAGUUUUUCUAGUCACAUGUAUCACUUUAUGCAAUAAAUACUGUACUUCACAAUAUUACAAUUUUGUUGAAAUUAAAUAAAAAAUUGACUCUG
Molecule: messenger RNA, 3674 nt
Organism: Oncorhynchus mykiss (rainbow trout)
Lineage: Eukaryota; Metazoa; Chordata; Actinopteri; Salmoniformes; Salmonidae
Biological process (GO): regulation of transcription by RNA polymerase II; embryo development
Cellular component (GO): transcription regulator complex; nucleus; chromatin
Molecular function (GO): RNA polymerase II cis-regulatory region sequence-specific DNA binding; DNA-binding transcription factor activity, RNA polymerase II-specific
Source: RefSeq, a predicted model, not a curated record